AUGCUGGAAGCAUCACAGUGUUUGCAGGAUGUCCGUGGCGGCUGGCACGAGGCCCAAGCGAGAGCAAGCCUGAGGCCUGAGGACCGAAGCCCUGAGUCAAGCCAGCGCUCGCUUUCGCGAGCCAUUGCGUCCAUGGGGACUGCUCCUGCCUGUGAUGCUGGUGGCUUUUGGAUGUUCCAGGAGGACAAGCAGUGGCUCGGCUUCUCGCCUCAGAUGAGCGCUGCCUUGGAAGAAGUGUACCAGCAGUGGCUGCAGGAGGAGGCUGGAGGAGCGCUGCAGCCAAGGGACGUGCCAGGGGUGUCGCCAGUGAUGCAAUACUUGGCAGAGUUCUGUUGCCAGGGACCAAAGCAGCGCAUCUGCCGCCUCAGCGAGCUGCACGCUGCGGCUGUGCCCGUGAAGAAGGAGGCACGCGCUGAAGAGAUUCAAGCGCUGCGCCGCAAGGUGGCCGAGCUCGAGCACCAGGCCCAGCAGCUGUUGAAUGCCGCUCCAGCGGAUGGGGCCCUUCUGCUGGAUCUGCAGCAGACCCUGGUGCCAGGGAGGUUCGUCCACUGGGAGGGCCUCACCGGCUGCGUCGUGGCUUGUGACUCGGAGGCCGCUAUUGCCUUUCCAGACCUCGAGGCGGCCGUGUGGCUUCCACGCGCCGCCCUGCGCCCGGACUAUGCCAAAGAGCUCCUGUCCCGGCCUGGCAGCCGAGUGCGAUAUGGGCGCCACGAGCGCGCCGUAGUGUGCGGGCGGGCGGCGCCUUUCUGCGCCGUGGUGGAGCUGCUCACACCGGACGGCUGCAAGCAGCGCGCAAAGCUUCAAGACCUCAGCAAGGCCGCCCCUUCCGUCGAACGGCCUGCGGUGGGGGACCUGGUGACCUACAAAAAUGGCGAGGAGCUAGAUGGCAUGGUUGUGCAAAGCAACGACCUGGGCCUCUGCAUUCGAUGCGGCUUGAAGCGUGGCAUCGAGGAUGUCCUCCUGUCGCCAGCAGAAGCUGACCAGGCACUCGCCCAAGGCGUUCUGCGCCUGAGUGAGCUCAACACCCUGGAGCCAGGAAUGUUCGUCACGCGCGGGGAGGAGGUAGGCGUGCUGUUCGCGAUCCACGCAGACUGCUCGGCAGUGGUUGACUUCAUCGGCGCGCGGGGCUGGCGCGGGCCGCUUCGGUCCCUGGCGGUCUUGGCGGCUGGCAGCGUGCAGGACGAGGCCUUGGCCAUGUGUGCCAGCAUCAGCGAGCUGCUGGCCCUGUCCGAGGCGAUGACCAAGUGCGGGGCACUGCCCCAGCGCUUGAACCAGAGCCUCAAGGCCUGGCCAGAACUACACCAGACUGGGCAGUGUUGAGAAGUGAAGCAGGAGGGUUUCUCUUGGCAGAAGUCAAGCUGAGUGUGAACCGUCCACUGUCGGGCCUAGAUUUCCCAUUCGCACCCGCA
Effrenium voratum is the source of this 1409-nucleotide messenger RNA. The record is from the annotation of a GenBank genome assembly. Lineage: Eukaryota; Dinophyceae; Suessiales; Symbiodiniaceae.